CUUUUCACCAGAGCCCCUGAUGGUGGGGAUGGACUUGGCGCAGGACUGAGACCAGGUCGCAGCCCCUGAGUGCACCCAACUGUGGUAGAGGGGUCCGCCGAGGGUAUGUACCAGGGGAAGCCUGAUGUGAAGGGGCUGGCAGGUUUGGACAGUAGUGACUGGAUCCGUGCGGGAUGGAUGGAUCGUCUGGGUAGCGUCAGGCGUAGUCAGGCAGGCCAGGUCAGCAACAUGCGGGCAGUGAGGUACCAGAGGAGCAGGCAGAGAAUAGUCAGGGUCACAAGCCGGGUUCAGUAACUCACGGGCAGCGCGGUACAGAGGAUCAGGCAGAAGGAUGGUCAGGAUCAAAGCAGGGUCAGCAACUAGGCAGGAACACAGGAUACCAGGUACAGGG
This is a messenger RNA of Staurois parvus, 391 nucleotides long. The record is from the annotation of a GenBank genome assembly. NCBI's taxonomy places the organism in Eukaryota, Metazoa, Chordata, Amphibia, Anura, Ranidae.